CAACAAAUAUAAACCUGAAGGUCAGUGUGUUUAUAUAGCCCCAUGGUCAGUGCGAGAGAAUGGCGCAUUAUGCAUGCAUGCUCGAGUGAGCACCAACAAAGGACCUUGCUACCUACGCUUUUAUUAGCACCGGUUGAAUCGCUAUUUAUAAUUCACGCGCCAUGUACAUAAAUUUCGAUCACACAUAGUGGGUUCCAUUUCUUUGUCAGCUGUACAUGUUUCUACAUACAUGUACAUGUACAUGUACAAUGUACAAUGUACAUGUACCUUAUUCCUCCAUGCAUGUACUACUACAGUGGUUUACUGGGUGAUAACUAGUGUGGUUUAUUGCCUACUCUAAUUAUCCGGAGCGGCCAUGGUGGGCAUGGAGUGUCGUUGGCGUCAAGUGAUUUUGCUGUGCAUACUGGUUGUUUUUCUCAUCGUGACGUACCUCGCUGUCCGCCACGCCAAGAAACAUGUAUACAGCAUACCUCCUCACACAUCGAAGUCCGAUUUGGAGUUUGUCGUCUCUCAUUACAACGAGAAUCUGGACUGGUUGAAACCGCUGGCCACUCACAGCCACGUGUACCACAAGGGGACGGACACGACCCCGCCCUUCCCCGUCAACAUAUGGGAGAAGUUCCCCAACGUGGGUCGGGAGGGUCACACCUUCUUAUACCACAUCAUCCACAACUACGACAGCCUCGCCGAUCUGACGGUGUUUCUGCAGGGGCACGGCCCAUCCGGAUUCGACGAAAGAUGGUGCUUUCCGAACCCCAUGGAGUUUGUUAGUAACGCCGCCGAGGGUCGCUACUGCAAGGUCGUCGGAGCCCUCAGCGACUGGGGACAGGUCCCUCACGAAGAGAAGUAUAAGACGGCACUGGACACCGGCAAGAUGCGAAUAGGGCGAGUGCGCACAACGGGGGAGUUUUACACAGCCGUGUUCGGCACCCCGCCGCCCACCUCGGUGCCGCUGUGCUUCAGGGCCUGCUUCUCGGCCACCAAGGAAAAUCUCCGACGGCACCCGCGGAGUUUCUACGAGCGAGCCAUCUCGUUUUUAGACGACCACUCGGACCCGGAGGAGGGGCAUAUGAUGGAGCGGCUCUGGGCGACCAUUAUCAAUACAAAGUGAUCACUUCUUAAUGAACACACAAACAGGCAGUUGUGAGUGAAUGCCAUGAUAGACCUUUCUAUUGUUUGUGAACGUUGAGCGCCAUUUUGUAUGGGCUGCCGCAAGCGCAUACAUUGCAGCCGUGGUUGGCAACAUAUUUUUCCAAAAGAUUUCUCAUAACACCCUCAUUACAUAAGAAAAAGGCAUGUUUAGGAAGUUGAUUAUUUUAUAUUUUCAACAGUCCAAUAAUAUUGUUGUAAUCAUUUAUAAAUAUUCUUCAAUUGUUGCAGUGUUGGGCCUUCCAAUAAUGGCGAGUCAAAAUAGGAUCGCGUACAGCAGAGGGUCUGAUUCUUUAUUUGACUUAACAGUUGUUUUAAGUUAUCAGAGUUUGACUUAUCGAGAUUUCACUGUACAUACGGUACAAAACAGUCAACUCCAUCCACCCACGCUAGUGUUUACAAACGAAAGAAAGGUCUAUAACAGUGUGUCUUUGACAUGGACUGGUUCCCGCCUUUUAUGGCGUGUUUAAGUCCUGAACGUUACCGCUGAGAACCCGUUUACCGCCAUCUUGAAUUGCGUUCCGCCAUUGUUACUGGUACUCAGGAUUAACCUGCUGUAAACGCGUGUAAAGAAUGGAUACCAGUUUUUGUUCUAGUUUGUGCGUCGUUAAUAUACAGGGUGUCCAAAGUAAGUUAUGCAAGCAGAUAUCCUCUAAACUGUUUUUUUUUUAUAACAUAAGUAUUUCAUCUUGAUGGAGCAUAUUAAUUAUACUCUUGUGUAUAAUCAGUGAAAAUACCAUGGAAAUCCGUUCAUGCAAACCAGAGAUCUAACAGAUUGUAAAAGGCUAUGCCGGGGUUUUCACCAAUUUACACAGUUAGUGCGAUAUCAAUGCAGUAGAUAGUCAUGCAAGGGCCUUGUCACUAUGAUGUAGGCCUACAUUUAGUUAACUGUUAGUCCGGGGGUUGACCACGGAAGCGUGAUUUAGAAUCCGCACAAAAUGUUUUUGCAUUUUCUUGUCAUUUGGACCUUAUAGAUCAAUAUUCCGACGGGUGCCACCUUGGCACCCUUGAGCAUUAUUGUCAAUUAAUAUGCAAAAACAAUUAAUAUGCAAAUUAUCUCCCGCCAUAUAUCAAUCUAGGUUAUCAAUCUAGGUGCCUUGACCAUGUUUGGGGUAAACAAAUUCAUUAAAGCCAUUUUCAAUGAUUCAUUUGUUUUUAUGAAUAAUUAUGUGCAAAUUAGCAUCUGCCAUUAUCUUUCUUUUUUUAAUACUGAAAUGAAAAAUAAAGAAUUUCUAAUCGUGUGCCAAAUUA
Messenger RNA from Patiria miniata (bat star), 2400 nucleotides. RefSeq lists its product as uncharacterized. The coding region runs from base 356 to 1111 and encodes 251 amino acids. The transcript is spliced from 2 exons. NCBI's taxonomy places the organism in Eukaryota, Metazoa, Echinodermata, Asteroidea, Valvatida, Asterinidae. The record is from RefSeq and is a predicted model, not a curated record.